AUGUGCGAUGUUGAUAAGAACACUGGGGGCACUACCAAUGUUAAUUGGUUUAAGAUGAAGAUGGGGGAUUGGGGAAGUAUUGUUGUUCCAUUUAAAACCAAAUUGUAUUCAAUCUCAAACGAAGCAAAAGUUUUGGAAAAGAUUCAUGACCACAGUAUAAAGAACUUCGAUCAUGACCUUCCAGAAACCAAACACACUAAUAAAACCUUCAAACUCAAUGCCCCAAAUCAUCACGAGCUAUCUCUCAAAAUAACAGAAACGCCCUCGUACAUCGUUGAAACCCCUAAUUUCGAGCCUAACAAGCCCAAGAAACAACAAUACAACAUAUACACUUCGUUGCUCCCGAUUCUCUUAUCGAUCUCCACCUACAUUUUGAUCUUCUACGUCCUUGACGUGUCUCCUUCGUCGAUCUUCAACGACACCAAGAUCUUGUUCUUAAUCUCCAACGCACUUAUCCUCAUCAUCGCUGCAGAUUACGGUGCAUUCACCGAGAAAGAGAACCACGACUUUUACGGAGAAUACAGAGCUGCUAUGAGAAGCGAUGUGAGAGAAAACCCUAGACCGAAAAACUCGGGCUAUGAGGUAAGUUUGACAGAAGAAAUCAAGAAACGUGAGAGACAAGAAAAACCAGUCAUAGCGAAAGAAAUGCGGCGAGGUUUGCUUCACAAGGAAGCGGAAGUUCCUGAGAAAACCGUACACGUCGUGAGCGAGAAGCAACCGAGAAAAAUAGCUAUCCAAAAAUACGAGCCAACGACUGAUCAAAUAACUGCUAGUAAUGGAGAAACUUGCAAUGCAAGAAAACUGGUGAGUCCUAAACCAUACGGGAGAAGCAAAUCGGAUAAAGCGCGCACAGAACGUCGUCGUUAUCGGGAGAUCAAACAUAGACCUAAAAGUUACGAUCGAAGCCAAUCGGAUAGCUCGAAAUGGAUGGUUGUUCACAAGGGGAAGAACAAGGCAGAGGAGGCAGAGGAGAAGUGGGAGAAUGUAAGAGAGGAAUCCGAAGAAUUCGCGAAGAUGUCGAACGAAGAGUUGAAUAGACGAGUCGAAGAUUUCAUCCAACGAUUCAAUAGAGAUAUCAAACGACAAAGUGUUGUCUAG
Molecule: messenger RNA, 1098 nt
Organism: Eutrema salsugineum
Lineage: Eukaryota; Viridiplantae; Streptophyta; Magnoliopsida; Brassicales; Brassicaceae
Exons: 2
Coding region: 1-1098 (365 amino acids)
Source: RefSeq, a predicted model, not a curated record